Messenger RNA from Cladocopium goreaui, 4395 nucleotides. NCBI's taxonomy places the organism in Eukaryota, Dinophyceae, Suessiales, Symbiodiniaceae. The record is from the annotation of a GenBank genome assembly.
AUGUUUCGAAGGCGACAAGAGGAGUUGCGAGGUCCGCCCGGCGAGGGCGAGGAGGAGACUGAGUCGCUCCUGGCCAAGGAGCAAGCGGAAGAUGCCAAGGCACCAUAUUCCAAGGCCGAAGAAGUGCUGCUGUUUUCCAAGCUGGUGGUGGGGCCUCAUGGUACCGGUCUUUUUGACGAAGAAGACCGGCUGCGGCGCAUCUGGAAGAAACACCCAGGCGCCCUCACAGCGGGGGCCAUCAGAGAGGCCCGUCAAGGGCUCAUGACUCAGGCUGGAACGCUUUGGAACAUCAGUGAGGCUGAGUUACCGCCCCUCUUCACGCAAUAUUGCAGACAGCAAGUCGUUGCGCCGUUGCCGGUAAGUCCAGCCCUGACUCAGGAACUUCUUACGCUGGCGCAGUGCUUGGGCCACUUGCUGAUGGGCAAGAUUGCGGCUGGCGCUGACAUCCUUUGUCAAAGGAUCAAAUGCGUUGAAAGCCUUGCAAGGGGCUACCAUUGGAGCGUGGGACGGCAACUGGAGUUGAUCCAUAGUGAGCAGAACUCCAUCGCUGAAGGUUCCGAAGCUUUGAGUGCAGCAAGACGCGCAAAGGAAGAGGAGAAGUUGAGGUCUCUGGUCAGCAAAGGAGGAGCUGGAAAGAGUGGCAGCAACUAUGAAGGUGGAAAAGGUGUGGCAUGUGGCAAGCGGCGAGAGGAGAAAUGUGAUGCGGCCGGCAAAGAAAUCCUUGUGGCAGAGGAUGCAUGGCGCGAAGUGGCAGAGAGUAUCACCCUCAGUGAGAUCGAUGCCCUGAUCUCUCAAGCUCGAAGUAGCGCUGAGGAAGCACAGGGGAGUCAGUUCGAGCCGACUUGGACGGACUCCCAACCUUUGAGUUUGAAUUCGAGUGGUGCAUGCCAGGGGAGUGGUAGCAGUAAGGAAUCCCACUCCCAAGCCCCGCUGCUGCGAGCACGAGCGCUAGUGCGGGCUUUUUUGGACGGUCCGGAAAGGACUUGUAGCCUUGAAGGUCUUGGUGGUCUCUUAAAGGAUGUCCUGAUUAUGUUUGAAAGUUUUCCUUGUUGCAGGCCCCGGCCCACUACAGGACGGAAAGACAUCUUUCCACUACCUGUGUCAGAACAUCCAGAGACCUCCAAGCGCGGCCAAUUUCUUCCUUUGGUGGCAGCCAGUCUCAACAGUAUGUAUGGCGUAGAUCACUCAACUGAGGCACGCCCGUCCUCUUUACGGGUCAUGAAAAGGCUUGCUGCUGUGGUGGAGCACUCUGAGAUUUUGGCUGAACCCCUUCCUGAAGUUUCUUUCUCAACCCUUUUUACUACCAAAGGUGUGGAUUACCAAGGUGAUGAGAUUCGGGUUGCUCGUAAAGUUGUCUGGGAAUCUAUUGAGGCGUCUUUACCGUCUCAGGUAGGUACUUUGGAUAUUCGGGAUUUUUGUCAUUCAGGGGUCCUUCACUAUAUCAACCACUUUGAGGAGUUCCUUAUCCCUGCGGCUGACCAGAUGGUAGGAAAACCACCCCGGGUUUUUGUGGAUGAUGAUGAAUGGGGCCGAGUGGCAAAUGGCCUUCUUGACAGGGGUAUCUGUGUUGCCCGGAAGCUUUCUGAUCUUCACUUCAUUGAUGGCUCCCCCCUGGUUAAUGGAUUGUUUGCAGUCUCCAAAGAUGAAUUUCAUGGGUCUGUCGAACUAUGUCGUUUGAUCAUGAAUUUGAAGCCUGUGAAUGCCCUUGCUCGUCCUCUGGAAGGGGAUACCUGCACUUUACCUAUGGUAACCCAAUUGGGUAGCCUCUAUUUGGAAGAAGGGGAACUCUUGUCCAUUUCUUCUGAGGAUCUCCGUUGCUACUUCUACUUGUUCAGCAUUCCGGAGGCCUGGCAAAAGUACAUGGGCUUUGGACGGGCAUUGCCGCUCGGUCUAGUACCUGAGGGGGGGCACCGUGAUGAAGUUUGGGUUCUUUGUAGUAGGGUCUUGCCUAUGGGGUUUCUAAACAGUGUUGGCAUUGCCCAGCACAUCCAUCGAAACGUGGUCAGAAAGGCAAUGGGGAGUUUGUACCCCCCUCUGGGUGGAGAACAUGAACUUAGACGUGAUCGCCUAUUCAGUCAACUGCCGACCCUUUAUAGAGUUUAUCUAGAUAACUUUGACGAGCUUCGCAAAACUGACCGCCGACUCCAUGAGCUCAUUGGGGGCCAUACUUCUGAGAGCGUGGCACGGUUACGGGAGGCCUAUGCUGAGGCAGGCCUCCCAACUCACCCGAAGAAGACAGUGCGGGAAGUGUCAAGUGCGGAGGUCCAGGGUGCCUGGAUCAAUGGGGAGCAAGGUACCAUGAGUGCGAAGCCUUCAAAGAUUAGCCGCUAUGUGAAGCUGGCCCUUGAACUGGUUGGCCGUGGGGUGGCUAGCCAGAAGGAGCUUCAAGUGGUCGGUGGCGGGAUGGUUUACAUUGCGAUGUUCAAAAGACCGCUGCUGGGAGCCCUAAACCAUUUGUGGCGGGCCAUAGUGGCUCUGGAAGGCCUCCCAAGGGAUCGUCAGUAUCCCCUACCAAGGGAGGCCAUGGUGGAGCUUGUGAGGUUUGUAGGACUGGUCCCACUGGCCUUUAGUAGUUUCAGGUCUGACUUUGACGACAUGGUGACCGCCAGUGUGUUGUCGAUAGGGCUCUUUGAUGGCAUUGCCGCACUCCGGGUUGCUCUGGAUGUGCUCCAGGCACCAGUGGCAGGAGUCGAGCAAGUCGAUGAGGCAAUGGUCACUGAGUGGAGCCUGCGCUUCGGCAUGGUAGGCCUAAUGCUGGUGGGCGCUGGGCCCCCCUGUCAGGGGGUUUCAGGCUUGAACGCCGACAGGCUCUACUGGUUUGACUGGGAAGUUCAAGAAGGCGUAGGUGUUCGUAUGGGAGGCGACAGUCUCCCAACUUUCACUACUUCAAGGCCGUGCAGCGUGCCAAUGAGAAAGCCAGCUGGGUUGAAGGAUUGCCUGGCUCAUGAGGUUCAGAGGUGGAAAUCUGAUAGCCACCGGUUUCCGCCCUAUCAAUACAAGGACAAGCACUGCAUUGACGAGCAAGGGACGCUGAGGCCUCCCAAGGUGUCUGAGCGUGAGGCUAUCAUGGGUUUCCCCAUUGGGUACACCGUGCAAUGCAUGAAGAAGUCAGACCAUGGCUCUAGCGCUCACAACGACUGCAGGCUGACCCUUAUUGGAAACACCUGGCAUGUGGGGGUUGUAGCCUGGCUUUUAAGCCAGCUGUUGGCUCCCCUUGGUCUUAUCAUGCCAGUUUCAGUUCAGGAGUUGGUGGAGCGCCUCACCCCGGGAAAAAAAUGCUCAUCUUCAAGCUUUAUUGCUGAGGCCGCCUGUGGAACAUACCACCCAACCUUUCCUCCCAGUCGUCUCCUGGUUCAAAUGCUGGCCGGGCUUUCGUCGUUGAAAGGGGAGGAUAUUCUGGUGCAACAAGUCACUGAAAUGCCGCUGAGGUAUCAUCGACUGCGACAGAGCAUCCCAGGUAAGCUGUGGCGCUGGCGCAUCAUAUCUGGAUGGCGCGGGGUGGGAAAUCCAGAACACAUCAAUGUGUUGGAGGCACGGGCGACCUUUACCACAUUGAAGUGGACGCUCCUCCUCAAGAAAGCUGAGACGGACGGUUAUGCGGAUUGGAUCUCUUCUUCUGGCGAGCGCUAUCAAACUGGCCUUACCCUCUUCUUCAAGUUCUUGGCAUGGGAGGGUUUGUCUCUCCCAGAAAAACGCGAGGAAAUGGAUGGGCUUGUGAGUGACUAUUUGGAGCACCUGUGGUCCGAAGGAGAAGGCCGUGCCACAGCCAGUAACUUUCUGGCGGCUUUGCAGGACUCCCAGCCCAAGUUAAAGGGAGCUCUACCUGGGGCGUGGCGAGGUGGUGCAACUUUCCUGUUUACCAAAUGCGAAAGCGCCUUCGUCCCGGUGCAGUUGGUUGGAUCACCCAGCGCUUGGGAUUUGGUGACUUCAGAGCUGAAGGGCCCAGUUGCCUAUUUCCCUGUGUGGACCCUUCCAGCCCCCACCCUGCUGGGCAAGUUGGAUUUGCUGCGGCAAUCCUGGCGCCUAAACAAGGUGCUGGACGAUGCUGCUGAGCUGCGCAGCAAGAUAAAGGCCGCCGAUCUCGAGAAAGCCAACCUUGAGCAGGCGCUGGUCUCAGAGAAGGCCCGUAGCGACUCGCUGUCCGAGAGGUUUAGCGCCUCCAACGGUACCACCGAAUCCUCCAAAACGGAGUUGUCCAACCAACAGGACAUGGCAGAAGGUCUUCGGUCGUCAAAUCAACAGCUGCAGGGUGAGCUGGAUGCAGAGCGAACUGCACGGCUGCAAAUCUUGCAUCAGUUGCAGCAACUGAAAAGGACAGAGUUGGAAGAGCUGAAAGAGGUUGGGCAGUUGGACCGCGCAAUCUCUCCCGUCACGCUUGUUCCCCCGAAGCCCUGA